Harpia harpyja (harpy eagle) is the source of this 10299-nucleotide messenger RNA. It is a transcript of the gene AHRR, whose product is annotated as aryl hydrocarbon receptor repressor. The coding region runs from base 79 to 2358 and encodes 759 amino acids. Gene Ontology annotation, molecular function: protein dimerization activity; transcription cis-regulatory region binding; nuclear receptor activity. Gene Ontology annotation, biological process: regulation of transcription by RNA polymerase II. The transcript is spliced from 11 exons. The record is from RefSeq and is a predicted model, not a curated record. NCBI's taxonomy places the organism in Eukaryota, Metazoa, Chordata, Aves, Accipitriformes, Accipitridae. Gene Ontology annotation, cellular component: nucleus; aryl hydrocarbon receptor complex.
AAACUUUGCACACCACCCCCCCCCCCUCCCCCCCCCACCACCACCCGGGUCGUGGCGGGGACCGUGGGCAUCAAAACAAUGAUUCCUCCGGGGGAAUGCCUAUAUGCUGGGAGGAAAAGGAGGAAACCCAUUCAGAAACAAAGGCCUGCAGUUGGGAAUGAAAAAUCGAAUCCUUCAAAGAGACACAGGGACCGUCUGAACGCGGAACUGGACCAUCUGGCCAGCCUUCUGCCUUUUCCACCUGACAUCAUAUCGAAGUUGGACAAACUUUCCGUCUUGCGCCUUAGUGUCAGCUAUCUCCGAGUCAAAAGUUUCUUUCAAGCCAUUCAAGAAAAGCACUUUAAGAAGCAAGUUGGCCAAACGAUAAAAGAAGACAAUAUAUCUAACAAGACUGCUGUACAAGAGGGUGGACUUCUACUAGAAUCACUGAAUGGUUUUGCAUUGGUGGUGAGUGCAGAUGGAAUGAUAUUUUAUGCGUCGUCGACAAUUGUGGACUAUCUAGGGUUUCAUCAGACUGAUGUAAUGCACCAAAACAUAUAUGAUUACAUUCAUGUGGAUGAUCGCCAGGAUUUCUGUAGACAACUGCACUGGGCCAUGAAUCCUCCCCAGAUGUCGUCUGGACAGCAGCUACAGACAGAAACAGGAGAAGAAUAUAUUCUCAGUAAAUUGUUUAAAGCGCAAGAGAAUGACAGCACUACAACAGAUUAUUCUUCCUUCUUAACUCGUUGUUUCAUCUGUCGAGUUCGCUGCUUGUUGGACAGUACUUCUGGCUUCCUUACAAUGCAGUUCCAAGGCAAACUAAAGUUUCUUUUUGGACAAAGGAAGAAGUCCUCAUCAGGAACAGUAUUGCCACCUCAGCUGUCCUUAUUCUGCAUAGUGGUACCGCUUCUGCUCCCUUCUGUGACAGAAAUGAAGAUGAAAAGCCUGCUUGUGAAAGCAAAACACAAAGCUGAUGAUGCAGCAGCAGUGAAUACAAACUCCAGUUCCAAAGGUAAUUCAGGUCUGUGUGAAGCAGCAGAAUUAUAUGGAAGAAACAGUCACCACGAAGGUGCAGCUUUCACUAAUGUGUUACAGAUUGCUGAAAACCAAAUCAAAGCAAAGAAUAAUGGAGAAAAUGGCAUUUCUCUAGUCAAAGUACAAACAAAUGAAGAUCACUGGGUCUGGGUUCAAGCUAACACUCAACUUCUGUAUCGAAGUGGCUGUUCAGAAUAUGUCCUUGCCCAACAGCAAAUGUUGAAGGAAGAAGAUGAACAACUGAAGAUACCAAGUGGUUUUGCCAGUUUGAAAGGAAACCUGGAGGGACUUUCCUGUAACAGUGCCAUUGAAACUCUGGGCCAGUGGAAGCAUCUUAACUGGACAGCAGUAAAAAAUGAACAAGAUAAUGUAAAAGUGAAGUUUGAGCCUCAUUCAAACGGUGAGUGUUUUAUGCAAGAGGAACCUCUCAGUUCCAACACAUCAGCUUUGGGCAUUCAAAACAACUGCACCACAAACAGUAGCUGGACUUUAAGAAACUCAAGCUCUUGUUCUAUGAGCCAGCGAAUGAACACAUGUUCAAACAGGAGAGCUGGAUCAUUCUACAACAGAGACCAAAGUUUCUUAAAUUUAGCACCAACUUGCCCUUCCCACUGGGGGAGCGCAGAAAGCUGCCAGUCUUACUCGGGCGUACAACAGCGUUAUGCAGAGAACUAUGCGACAGACCAUCUGAAACUGCAGAGACCGUUCAUAUCUUCAGAGUCUCUCUACGAUGCAGCCUUUCCCUUGGAGAUGCCCAUCAAAACAGAAUACGAUUCUGAUUCUGAAAACAUUGCCGAUAAUUACCUGACGUCACAAAACCGAGCCUGGCUGGAUGAGAGCGGCUCGGUAAGAAAGCAGGUGUUUAGCUACCCCAAUAGAGUGCACCUCAAAACAGAACCGGACCUCUGUGAGCCAACCUCACCCUGUCAGAAGCCAAGGCACUGCCUUUACACACCGCAUAACUGGCAAUGCAUCGUAGCAAAUCAUCCCAACAACCUAAACCUGAACAGAUUUUGCAAGGGUUCACGUAGCAAGGAGGUGGCCCUGUUUUGCCCUCAGAACUCCUCUGGGUGUUUGGAAAGCAUGCCGGACCUGCAGCACGCAGGGUGCUAUGGCCACUUCUACAGCCCCAGCCCAGGGGAGGAGAAAGAGCAGAAUAAUGAGGUGUUUAAAAUGCCGUGUGAAUUUAAAAACCCCUGCUUGGUUCAAGCAAUCAAGCGUGAGCCCCUGGAUUCUCCACCAUUGUCCAACAGCGGACAGAACAGAGUACACGCGAGCUUCCCUGAAAAUACAUUAGCAGGUCCUGUGCCUCAUAAAACCACUGAAUGUACAUUUUUACAAUAGAUUUUAUAACAUUUGGAAUAUUUAUAAUGUUAAAAGCAAGAAGUUGUAGAUUCUCGUCCAGUUGGGUUAAAUGAGUUACUAAAAUUAAAAGCCAGUGGAAAGAUUUUGAGCGUGUGUGUGUGUGCAUCUGCAUGUGAGAAAAAACAGAUGCAGACACACACUCGUCCUAUACCCCCUACUGCCCUUCUCCUAGUGAUCUUCAGAAAGAAAGAAAGAUAAAACCUAAGGCACAGAAAAUAAUCAUUACUCACUGCACAGGUAUACCUGCUAAUUUGUCUUCAUCAUCUUUCCUCUCUUGUCUACAGUUCAUUACCAAGGUCUAGCUAUUUCUGUUUCCUGCCUUCGUUCUGUUUGUUUUUCCCAAGCUGAUGUGAUGCCUCUGUGCAAAGAGAAAAUGUUUAUGGUCUUCAUUGUGGCCAGGUUACCUUAGGAAUUUUUGCAUUUUUAGUUUUUUGCUACUCUAAUAAGAAGCAUCAGCUAUUCCUUUAUCUCAACAUUAAAUUGAUGGGAACAGGCAAGGGCUUCCCAACACAACUUCUUAAUUUAAAAGAUAGCAUUAAUUAAAACAAAUUACUUUCAUAAAAUGCAUUAGAAAUUAUUUCACUUCAAACUGAAGUUCUUCCCAAGUAUCCUUGAUAAUACUAAGGUUUUAGUACCCAUAUUUUUCCAUUUUGAAGCCAUCAGCCUUUCAUGUUGCUGUUUGAAAGACUGAGCAAUGGGAUGUUAUCCACUUCUAUAAACGAGUUACAAAGUGCUGUUAAAUGUACAUGAGAAGAAAAUAUUUCUCCAAUUAUUUUCCUUGCUGUUACUUGUAAUGUUAACAAAGGAAAUGCACUUUUUUAUUUGAUAGUAUAUCUUUGACUGAUAGCAGCUUGUUAGACUUCGUCACCUGACAUCAAAACCAAAUCCCACACUAAGAUUAGAUAUGUUAUUUUCAAAAGCAUCCUAGUUUCAUUCCCAAAAGAAAAUCUUAAUCUCACCGAGAGCUAACUAGAAUAUGUAUACCUUUCAAAAGCAAUUCGGUGCACUUUGGUGCUUUUGAAGACAGAUCUGUACGCUUUCCUUUGAACCCAGGCAGUAAUGUAUAUCUGCAAAAAAAAAAAAAAAUCUACAACUUCUGUUUUGGUUUUUGUUGUUGUAGUUUGACUCCUGCACUAACUUUUGUUUUAAAAUUGCACUAUUUCAACUUUAUAUCAAUUUCACCUAUAUAAAACCCACAUCAUUUAAAAAAAGCUUAGAUGUAUAUGUGCUUUUUGAAAGAAGCCCUAUAAUGAAUGUUUUCUUUUUUAAAAUGUUAUAAAUAAUUAUGUCUUCAUUUCUCUCUCCUAUUAGUCACUAAGGACAUGGCUUUACAUGCUAGAAAAGUGGCAUAAACUUCUCCUGAAUGCUAUAAAUAUGUGGGAUAAGUGUAGUUUUCAGGUAGGGGAAUGAUUCUGCACCUGGGAGGCUGCUCUUCUCCAAGACCGUCUGUCUUCUCUGAUAGAAAUUACCGCCUGUACAUUAGAGUUGGCAGAUGUAAAGAUACACAUUCUCUGCAUGUCAGUUAAGUGCUUAUGAACAAUGGUUUUAUCUGAAAUGCUGCACUUUACACUGAAAUGGUUGAGAUAACACACGUACCUUUUGACGACUGUCCUGCAGAACGCAGAAUUCCCAGCAGAAGGCAAGAAUGGACAGUAAAGAGGUGCAAUAAUGUCUUACUGUAGGUCAAGUUAAAUCUGCCAUAGACCAGCUGACCAUACCCAAGCCAUGAGAACAUCUCCUUUUUUGUGUGUCUGGUGUAAAUCAGUGCCCUUUUGGCUACAUGCUGCCUCUUAUUUGAGACAGUUUUGAUAUCCUUGCCUUAAUACUCCUGCCAGUGGGUGCAAUGCAACAUCAGACCCUGUUCUGAAGUGAGACCACAAUGGUGGAAUUUAUACCACUCUCUGGUACACCACUGUUCACAUCACAUAAAUUCAGGCCCCAUUGCAAAAAUACUUCUGGGCAAGCAAACUGGGUACUCACGUAGAGUGAGACUGCCAUACACCAGCAGUGCUGCACAACCUCUGGCUUGUUGAUUCACUGUCUACAAAAAUAAAAGCAGCAGUUCUUUUAGACUGUCACAGAGUUGCUCUCACAGUCCUUUGCUUGGCAUGUAGCAGUGGCACUGCUUAUCUCCUGGUGCCAGACACUGUGCUGUGGCUGCAGAGCUGCUGGUAGGGUUGUGCUAUGAACCAUGUAAUACUCUCCAGUUCAGCUCCUUGUGCAGCUGCCUGGCAGAAAUGGGAUAGUGUGGAGACAGGGUAGUGUGGGAAUAGAUGGCUCGGGGCAAGUGGAGGACACACCAGCAUGAUUGCUGGAAAGCUGCUUGUUUGAUUCCACGCUUGGACUCACUGUCACACCCCUCUGAAUGAGAGCACCUGGGCCUGGUUUUGCACUACCUUGCACCUUCUCUUGUCAUUUACAUUGAUGCAACAUGCCUGUAAGUCACUAUUAUCCUCAUCUGGGCAUGCUGGUGCCAGAUUGCACAAUGUUAAGUGGUUACACCAGGUGCAACUCUGUAGAGGACUGUGCCACUGAAUGCCUUGUCUGUGCUUAGAAAUAUUUCUUGGCAUGACUACAUCGGGAGAGCUAUACCAGCCAGAUUUCUCUCUUCAGUGCUGAAACAACUUAUACUAGCAACAGAAGUUCUCUGCACAUCUCUCCACUACAGAAUAAAGGCUAUUUUGUCAACAUAACUCUAUCUACUCUAAGGCUUUCCUGAUUUAUUUCAGUUGGGAUGAUUUUUAUUAUGUUCCCAACAAACCCAGACACUUUUCACACAUCUUAAUUGAUAUUAUAGAGGUAGAUGAAGGUUCUGCAUGUAAGAGAAUCUAAUCUGACACAAGAGAUGUAACGGCCGCCUUCUAGGAGGAUGGAUGAACAUGUGACUAAAAGUGAGCUGUUGCCUUUGGCCUGCCCCCUGUGUAAAUGCAGUCAGGUUUGCUUCCUUAUCAUUCCAUAAAGUCCGAACCCAAGAAACACACACUUAUCCUGCAGAUCAUGUUUGAAAUUGGCCCACUUAAUUUGUGGCUGAGUUGUUCUUCCAGGUCUCACAUGAAAAAAUGUGGUAUCAGUGGAAUUCUUUCUAGUCUAAGUUAUCACACACACACACAGAGCAAUCUCCUAAGAACUGUGCUUAUAAAGAGAUCAGCAGUUCAUCCUCUUUUUUGACAAUUGCUAACCACUGUUGACAGUAAACAAAGACCAGUUCCUUCUAAGUACUUGGUAUAUUGCACCAUUUGGAAAGAACAGAGGAAUUAAACACUAAGAAAGAAUCUCUUGCUCUCUGCUUUUAAGGCACAGAUAUUCCUUCAUCCUCUCCCCAUGAUAUGUGCCCUGGAUUGAGUCUGGACUGAAAUCUGACAUUGCAUUGUACCCUGUUAAAUUGCCACUGAUUUAAUCUUAUAAAACUUUUUGUAUGCAGACAUUAAUGAUCCCCUGACACUGCUCAGUAAAUAGCAUGAAAGACAGUGCAGUUCUUUUAAAUGGUUACAUUUUCUUAGUGGUUGUUGUUGCUUUGGUAUUAUUUUAAAAACUAGCACUGAGAAGUAGGGUUUAAGAUGUUUUCAAUCACUGGUGUUUAGCUUUUAUCUUUAAUGAGCUGGUAUUUGUAUCCUCAAGUGCAGCCCUAAAGUCUGUUUUAGGAGCCUCCCAAUGCAUUUAUUGCAACAACAAUAAAAAAAUUAUUCUUGUAGAAGAAAUGGCCAGUCAAACACUCACCUGAUAGGAAUUUGGAGUAUUCAGGCUGAAAGAAAUGCCUUUCUUUUUCCAGUGCAUGCCUCUAACAUCUGACUGAUGAUAGCAUUCAAACUUCUUCAGCCAUAAAUUAUCCAGAGGCUGAGACACAAUGAACUCAUGAAUUCUGGUGUUCAGGGAGGAUAUUUUUUGGUAUGGAAGGUGAGCAGCUCUAAAAGCUCUGAGAAUGUGUCUCCCUCUGAGAUGUUACUCAUUCUACAGAUAGCAGAGACUAUUAUCCAUGCUAAAGCUGCUGAUUAAGGUCUUGUCUUUACUGAGAAUGUGGCCUGAUUUUAGCUGUCAGCGGACAGCUGCUGAGCACCGUACAAAUGCUAGUCCAACUGAAGUACACCAUUGUAAGCCACUAUUUUUGCUGAAAACCAACAUUAUUUGAGCUAGGGGUAAACUUGUACAGCAAAAAGAGUGGAUUUUCCUACUGCUUCUAAGGUUUGCUGGGAUGCAGUUACACCAGUGGCUGAAACUGGGGCACACCUCCACUGUAGAUAACACUAUCAAUAAUUUCUAUUCACUUCAGACUCUUUGGAUACCGAAGUAGAGCUUUGUUUUGAAAAUCUGAGUGAGGGCAGCAGUGUGCUAGGGCUAAGCUUGGUUCAGUUGGUCCUCAGUUUGGAGAUUUAACUAGUAAAAUGAAAGAUCAAGGGACUGUACCUAAAUUCUCCGUAGGAAAGACUGACUUCCUACUCCUUGAUUGUAAUAUGGUAAUGUGAAGUAUACCUCUAUGGUUUAAUUGCCCUUCACUAGAACACAGUGAUGGAUUCUUAAAAUCCUUAGAACUGAGCAUCCUCUGGAUGGUAUAGGGAAGUCUGACAUUUGUGCAUCAGCCAGUUCAGUAAGACUUUAGGUGCUGAUCCUUUGAUGUGGUAUUGAGAUCCACAGGGCAUGUGCAAUUCUUCUGGAAGUUCCUAGUGCUUAUAAUACUUAAGUGGGAAGCAACAAGCCUGAGGCAAGGAAUAUUCUGUGGGAUAAGAUCAGUUUCUGCUGCCUAGAAGCCUUUCUUAAAUCUUUGUGUUGAAGCCAUAUUGGAAUGUAAGUAGGACAGCCUCACCCACUGUAGUUAUUUCAGAAAAGCCGUAAUCUGUCUUAACAAUGUGUGAUGUUUUAACCGAAAUAGUUAAAAGAUGUCAUUUUCCCUACCUAUGAAUACAUACAUUGCCUUAGGAAGUGGCAAAAAAGUUAACAUACUCAUUUUCUUUCAUCAGAGUGUCACGUAACUAAAAAAACUAACCUCAGAAUGGAGGUACAGAGCUGUUCUUCUGUUUUUCUUGUCUUUUCUUUCUGCUCCCUUCCUCUCUUUCUCUCUACUGUCUUAGUGUAAACAUUCAAAAUGGAAAGACUUUUCUGAUUAUACUGAGACAAAAACCCUAAACCUAAACCAGAUUGUAGAAAAUUUCUCGCUAGAAAAGGAGCUUCUUUCCCUAGAGUUUCUUCCUCUCUUUUAAAUCCUGCAAAGUCCUAUGUGAAAUCAUGUGUCACAACAGAAGCAGACUUCUGUAACAUGCGUAGUGAGCAAAGAGAUUCUGCAGGUGGCCAUGCUCAGGCUGUAGUCACACGGUUUUUAUCUAGCUGAAGGAGACUCAUACAAGAGGGCUGCUGGUAGCUUAUGUUCAUGGACACUACCACCCUGACAAAUAUAUCUUUGCUGUGUUUGAAUACACAUGGCAUAUGUUCUUGUCAUUAUAAAUACAUUUCCGUAUCAUGCUAUCAGAAAUGCUUCUGAACAAAAUCAUCAGUGACAAGCUGAAAAAUAUACUAAAACCAUAAAGUACUUUUUUUAAAAAAAUCAUAUGGCGAUCCAAGCACUUGCCUGUGCUUAGGCAAAGACUUUGGGUGGAGGUUUGAAGGGAAGAUAAAAAAAAGAUUGUUAAGACAAAAGUUUGGGGAGAAAAAAGAUCACCCUGCUUGAUAUACUGCUGUCAAGGUGUAAUUAUUCUAUGACUACAGCUUUAAUUCUCUACUCACUGCUAAUAACUCUGUGCUCUGAAAUCAUGUCCUUAUUUUUCCUGUAGAACUGAAUUUGUAACUUUUCAGGCUGAAAAUAAUUUCUUGAAAACAAGGAUUGAGGUAAUUCAAUGCUAAGUUGCAUUUCUCAGUUAGACUGAAAACAUCAUUCUAGGAGGCAUGAAGUGCUCCUGUUCCUUUCCUGGGGUUAGUCUUUGAAACUCUGGCAAAUUCAGUGUCUGCAUUAACUCUCUUGCUGCUGGUAGUUAUAGCUCAGUCAUGCAGCUGGUGCUCUGACUCUGCAAUCUGAAGUUUCUCAGGAUUUCCUUGAUGCAAUAGGGCUCCAGGGACAGCUGUAGAACAGCCAAAACUUCCAGUUUCACAUUUGUAUUGGUAGAAUUGCAGUAUUCCAAUGACUAAUACAAAAAUUUGGCAGAAGGUAAUGGAAAGAACAUCAGCUGCUUAGCUAGUCUCAGUAACUGUAUUUAACUAAUUAAAAGGCUAUGUUAAAAAAAUCAGGUGAAGUUCUGGUCUAGAGCUCCCCAUUUUGCACAGGAGGGUGUCAUAGGAAUUACACUGCUGUUCUGCCUCUUCUUAGGUCACACCUUGGCCUCUCCCCUCCUUAUCACACUACUCUCUCCCUUCUGAACCUCUUUUUUUUUUUUUUUUUUUUAAACUUUUGGAUGGUAUGUAUCCUCCCUUUGUUCAUUUAAAAUGUGAGAUAGGGAGAGGCAAGCAUCAACUGUUGUGUGUUUGUUUUAAACACUGUCUUUCAAGAAAGAACUUCAAAAAGGCAAAAGUUAUCUCAAUUCUCAGAAACAGUAUUCAGUUUUCCUUCUACUCUUAUCAUAGCCAAAAAGAUUCUUCCUCUACAUGGUAAAUAAACUUCCCUCUUCUGAAAGGGUCCUUCCUCACCUACACAGGUUCUUAACAAAACCAAAGAACACUUUCUUCCUUAAAGGCAGUUGUGUCCAUCAAAAAAACUUUUCCUUUUUCUUCCUCUAGCUUUUCUACCUUUUUGAUUUUAUAGGAUGGUACAUUGUGGCUUCCACCCUUUCUGUUCUCCGUGUCUGUAGCUUUAUUUCCACUUUAGGCAUACUUCAAAAGUUUUGCCAAAAGAACAGUGUUAGGCAGAAGUGCAAUCCCCCCAUUUACCCCUGCCCUCCUCAAUAAGACAGAGGUACUCACUAAUUACAGCUGUACUCCUAAACCAGAAAAAAGGUCACUUUGCUGGUGAAACAUCCUCUCUUCGGGAGGCUGUACUGCCAAGAAACUCUGAGCUACCACCAACCGUUUAGUUCUGCAAGUACAUGUACCACCAAAUCCUCUUUCAAAAAAUCAAGGAAGCUAUUUUCUCCUUUUUUGCUUCUCUCAUUUUUUUUUCCAAGUGUUUAUUCUUUCACUGUGUAACUGCACUUUUAAUUUGUAAUUUUUUUUUUAAAGAAGGGUAUGGAAGCAUUAUACAACAUGUGCAACACAGUGUUUUCAAUUAUAUUUUAGAUUUUGAGAUUAGAACCACAAAUAAUUAUCAAGUGUUUUAAUGUGACUCCACGUAAAGGCCUCUGACUGUUACAGAAAUGCCCAUGAAAAAUACCAGCACAAAUAAUAUAAUGAAUCUUGAAAAGGGGUGAAACCUGCCAUCAAACUCCGCUAAUUAUCCUGUAUUAAAAGUGCCAUUCCUGCUCCUCCUGAAGAGACACAGCGGGGGAUGAGAUUAAAAAAAUAGGUGCAUGGCGAUCUACCAGCAGUUUUGGCCCAUUGCAUGGUCCCCAAAAUUAAGGGCACAUUUCUGGAGAGAACACCCCUGCCACCUGAGCAUUAUUUGAAAACGUACCGGUUUGCGUGUGUAACACCUGCAUUUAGGCGAGCGAUUCGGGCACGUGUGCUGGCUACGUUGACAGCCGAAGAAUUUAGGCAGGCCAGCGGCGGGCAGGCACAGCUCCAGCCCCGACGGCCGUCCUGGGCAAGUCGAGGCAGCAACUCCUGCGAAAGCAAAACCAGUUAACAAAAAUACCUUUGGUGACAUGUAACCUAACCCGUAUCGACUAUGCUGCUUUGUAUACAAGUAUAAUAGACGUCAAGAUAUAUCACUAGCGGGCUCAUCAAAAACAGGCACUAAAACGUGGAUCUGGCAUUUUGGACCGUUUCCUCAGCCUGCUUUUAGAAGGAACUUCCAAGUGUAUUUCUUAAAUUAUAUUUUACAUUUAUUACCGGUCAGAAGUGUAAAGU